This is a messenger RNA of Monopterus albus (swamp eel), 845 nucleotides long. RefSeq names its product COPI coat complex subunit zeta 1 (gene copz1). The coding region runs from base 96 to 629 and encodes 177 amino acids. The record is from RefSeq and is a predicted model, not a curated record. The transcript has 9 exons. NCBI's taxonomy places the organism in Eukaryota, Metazoa, Chordata, Actinopteri, Synbranchiformes, Synbranchidae. Gene Ontology annotation, cellular component: COPI vesicle coat. Gene Ontology annotation, biological process: intracellular protein transport; intra-Golgi vesicle-mediated transport; retrograde vesicle-mediated transport, Golgi to endoplasmic reticulum.
GGCUCUGCGUGAGCCAAUAGGAAAGAGUCUCAUUUACUAUACGUAUGACCUAGGCUACUGCUAGCCUUUUAGCUGAUUUGCUAAGAAGAAAGAAAAUGGAUUCUCCCAUACUGGAACCAUCCUUGUACACUGUCAAAGCAGUUCUGAUUCUGGACAACGAUGGAGACAGGCUUUAUGCCAAGUAUUAUGACGAUACAUACCCGACAGUGAAGGAGCAGAAGGCGUUUGAGAAGAACAUAUUCAACAAAACACACAGGACAGACAGUGAGAUUGCAUUACUUGAGGGCCUCACUGUUGUUUAUAAGAGCAAUAUAGACCUGUUCUUUUAUGUGAUUGGAAGUUCACAUGAAAAUGAGCUUAUGCUUAUGGCUGUUCUAAACUGCCUUUUUGAUUCUCUCAGCCAGAUGUUGAGAAAAAAUGUUGAGAGGAGGGCUUUGUUGGAGAAUAUGGAGGGGCUCUUCUUGGCAGUGGAUGAGAUUGUAGAUGGAGGGGUGAUCCUGGAGAGUGACCCACAGCAAGUUGUGCACCGUGUGGCGCUUAGAGGGGAUGAUGUGCCAUUGACGGAGCAGACAGUCACCCAGGUUCUUCAGUCUGCCAAAGAACAGAUCAAGUGGUCACUUCUACGAUAGUCACUCCUGCACCACUUCAUCUUUGAGCCGCUGUUCAGCCCAGUCUUCAUGGCACUGGUUCUUUUCCUCCAAUUUCCACUUACAAGUGGACUACUACUUGACAAAGUUUUAUCUCCCAGCUUUAUCUUUGCUCUUUCAUUGUAUGACAUAAUCAGGACAAGAACAAGAUAUGGUGUACAUUCCAGUACCAGGGCCGGCCGAUUGUGUUUCUGUGCC